AUGACUCCUCCCAUUUCUUCACAAUUAAGCAAACUACUAAAGAAAAGAUCUUCCAUCAAAUCAUCUGUUGAAGUGAUUCGCAAUUAUGUUAACAGAUUCAACAAAACCACACAAUCAAGUCGUCAACUUCAAACAAGACUUAAAUCAUUAAUUCAAUACAUUUCUGAAUUUAAUGAAGUUCAACAAAGUAUCUCAGAUCUGGACCAAGGGGAAGAAGAUGAGGCUGCGCGACUGGAGUUUGAGGACAUGAAUAUGACACUAUUAGCUGACAUGGAAGACAUGGUCGCUGAAAUGAGUACUGCAACAGUUAUAAACACAUCACAUCUUUCUAGUGCGUCAGGCGGAGAGACAGUAAGGUUGCCAAUGAUACAGCCUCCGACAUUCAAUGGAAGCUUGGAGGACUGGUCAUCAUUCAUUGAUACAUUCAACGCCUUAUUCCACAAUAAUGCACAGUUGAACGAUGUUCAACGACUGCACUACUUGAAGUCUAGUGUAACGGGUUCAGCAGCUGAUAUUAUAAAAAACUUUUCGAUAACAUCAGAAAAUUACAACGUUGCUUACAACGAAUUAGUACGCCAAUAUGAGAACAAAGGUCUCACCAUCCAGAGCCACAUUCGAUCACUUCUCCAUUCUCCUAAAGUAAAUGCACCAUCUGCAGUUGAGCUUCGCAACUUACAUCAUCAUGUAGCGUCACAUGUCCGUGCUCUCAAGGCAUUGGGACAGCCAGUGCAACAUUGGGACGCAUGGCUUGUGACACUAAUAUGUGGCCAGCUUGAUUCUAUCACUGCCAGUGAGUGGCAACUGCGACAAGAUAAGGAGCUACCAUCUUACAAAGAUCUUGAGUCAUUCUUGGCAAAACGAGUAACUGCUUACGAAGUUGGUCUCAUAUCAAAUCCUUCAGUUGAAAAGGCUUCACGAGCAAAAAAUAGCAAUCAUAAUAACAAAACAUUUUUUACUCACUCUAACGAAGGAAAGGUAGUUAAGUGUCCUAUCUGCACACAACCUCAUAAAAUCUAUUCAUGUAAUAGUUUUUUGAAAAUGUCAAUUGCUGAAAGAAAAAACGCCGUUGCUGCUGCAAAAUUAUGUUACAACUGUUUAAACUAUGGACAUCAAAUUAAAGACUGUCGUUUGUCGUCAUGCCCAAAAUGCAAUAAACGGCACAAUUCAAAAUUACAUGAGGAUACCCCAUCGAACAAUUUACUAGCUGAAUCAAACUGCGCUGAAGUAGACACGAGUGGAAGUGCACCCAGUUCAGUAUUUUUAGCAGGUGCUACUAAUGUUCAAAACUCUGAUGUCAAAUUCAAUGUCAUGUUGUCAACGUCCAUCAUUAUGGUCCAAGAUCCAGCUGGAAAUUGGUACAAGUGUAGAGCCAUCCUAGAUUCUGGAUCUCAACUUAAUUUUAUCACUAACGAGUGUGCAAGGAGAUUAAAGUUGCUAUCACAUGGCAACAAACAACAAUUCAUUACUGGUAUCGGCUCCAUAAGUUCAUCAGCUUCAAGUUCAUUCUCAGGCGUCAGAGACAUACUUAUAGAAGCACAUGAUUUGUUCGUUGUUGGUGAAUUGCAUGUUCAGUGA
Molecule: messenger RNA, 1575 nt
Organism: Acyrthosiphon pisum (pea aphid)
Lineage: Eukaryota; Metazoa; Arthropoda; Insecta; Hemiptera; Aphididae
Exons: 2
Coding region: 1-1575 (524 amino acids)
Molecular function (GO): zinc ion binding; nucleic acid binding
Source: RefSeq, a predicted model, not a curated record